Molecule: messenger RNA, 3149 nt
Organism: Macadamia integrifolia
Lineage: Eukaryota; Viridiplantae; Streptophyta; Magnoliopsida; Proteales; Proteaceae
Exons: 5
Coding region: 227-2890 (887 amino acids)
Molecular function (GO): protein binding
Source: RefSeq, a predicted model, not a curated record
AUCACGUUUUUACCCCCUUUUCUCUUGGAUCUAUCCUUUCCUAUGAGCAGAGCAGAGGCCGUUUCUCUUUCACCGCCUCACGCCGCCGCAUAAAGUAGAGGGGAUCCACCGUCUUCCCAGUUCCGCUGCCCUGCGUUUUCUCCAACCAUUUGUGUGGAGUGCUUCAUGUUAUAUAUAUAUUCACAUUACAUUUCUUCUCUUCGAAGAAAAACCCUAGUCGCUGGCCAUGGCGGAUGUGAACAAUGUCAAGAUUAGCAAAGGGGAGGCAAUACUAAACAAGAAUAUCCCUGAGGAUAUCAUUCCGGACAUACUUUCGAGGAUUCCGGUCAAGCCUCUUCUAAGAUUCAGGUGCGUAUGCAAAUCAUGGUGUGCUCUUAUAAUCGAUCCUGCUUUUGUAAAAAUGCAUCUCAGCCGAUCCCUUUCAAGCAACAACUACGUCGGCCUCAUUUUGAGUAACGGCUUUUUCUAUGCCGUCGACUUAGAUUCUUCCGAACCACAAGCGUUGGUACAACUCGAUCAUCAGCCUGACAAGUUUCAAAACUAUGUAACCGAUAUAGUGGGUUCUUGCAACGGCUUACUCUGUGUAUACAAUAAUGACCAUGAGGAGGACAUAUUCCUCUGGAAUCCUUCUACCAGAAGGCAUCAAAAACUACCCAUUAAUCCUAUAAAGUCUUCUUCCCUCGCACAGUUCGUUGUUUACGGAUUCGGUUACGAACCCAUCACUGACGAUUACAAGGUUGUGAGGGUUGUAGAUUCUUUUAGUAAAGAGGUAGAGGUGAACGUCUACUCACUUAGCACUAAUUCAUGGAGAAGGGUUGGAGACAUGCCUGUCCACAUAAACGCGGAAGGCGACCAUUACGUGUCUGGGGUUCUUGUAAAUUCUGCACUUCAUUGGAUUGCAAAGGGCAAGACGCCCUAUAUUAUCAUUUCCUUUGACCUUCAAGAUGAGAAGUAUCGAGAGGUAGCACUGCCCGACUCUGUGGACGAUAAAAUUUUCAUGACUCUUGGGGUUCUUGGAGGACAACUCUGCGUAGUCUGUGAGUUCUGGAGUCUUGAGUUUUGGGUGAUGAAGGAUUAUGGCGUGAGGGACUCUUGGGUGAAACAGUUCUCGAUGGAAGAACACCCGCUCGUAAACUCUGCGUUCAUCAGGCCUAUAUGCUAUUCAAAGAAUGGUGAAGUUAUACUCGAGGUGGAUAUAGAUGUGCUGGUAGCGUAUGAUCCCCAUAGACGAAGGUCUAGGGAUCUUAUUAGUGUUCAAGAUGGGAUUCAAACAGAGAUCUACAUUGGGAGUCUCGUUCCAGUCAAUGCCAAAGAUGGUACUGAAGAAGCAGGAACAAAAAAAGAAGAGGUAGCAGAGGAAGAAAAAGAAUCGGGAGUAGAGAUACAAGAACUCAGGAAGACAUUACUGCUCAUAGGAGAUUUUGAGAGCCUUCAGACACCUAACUCCAAUAAUGGGAUUGUUGAGGAGAAAGUGCUUCUCAUGGGAGACCAUUGGGGUUGGGACAUUAUAUCGCCGGCCAUGGCGGAUUUCAACGUCAAGAUUAGCAAAGUGGAGGCAAUGCUAAACAAGAAUCUCCCUGAGGAAGUCAUCGCCGACAUACUUUCGAGGCUUCCGGCCAAGUAUCUUCUAAGAUUCAAGUCCGUAUGCAAAUCCUGGUAUGCUCUUACAAUCGAUCCUUCUUUUGUCAAAAUGCAUCUCAGCCGAUCCCUUGCAAGCAAUGCCUACCUCAGCCUCAUUUUGAGUGAUUGCUCUCUCUAUUCUGUCGACUUAGAUUCUUCUGAACCACAAGAGUUGGUAAAACUCGAUCAUCAGCCUAAGUUUCUAAACGAUGUAACCGAGAUAAUGGGUUCUUGCAACGGCUUACUCUGUAUAUACAACAGUGAAGAUAUAUUCCUCUGGAACCCUUCUACCAGAAGGCAUCUUAAACUACCCAUUAAUCCUACUUCUAACUUGGCACGUUUCGUUCUUUACGGAUUUGGUUACGACCCCAUCACCGAGGAUUACAAGGUUGUAAGGGUUGUAGAUUUUGAUGAAGAGGUAGAGGUGAAGGUUUACUCACUUAGCACCAACUCAUGGAGAAGGAUUGCAGACAUGCCCUUCCGCAUAAAUCAUUGCGAUAGCGACCAUCAGAUAUUUGGGGUUCUUGUAAAUUCUGCUCUUCAUUGGGUUGCACAGUCUCAGACGGUGUCCAAUUUUAUCGUUUCCUUUGAUCUUCAAGAUGAGGAGUGGCGAGAGGUGCCAUUGCCUGAUUUUGUGGACGAUAAGUUUUACAUGACUGUUAGGGUUCUUGGAGGACAACUCUGUUUGGUCUGUGAGUUCUGGAGGGACCGUUUUGAUUUUUGGGUGAUGAAGGAUUACGGCGUGAGAGACUCUUGGGUGAAACAGUUCUCGAUCAAGCAACAGUUGCUGGAAAAUUGUGGGUUCAUCAGGCCUAUAUGCUAUUCAAAGAAUGGUGAAGUUAUACUCGAGAUGAAUGAUGAUGUGCUGAUUGGGUAUGACACCCGUAGACGAAGGUCUAGGGAUCUUAUUAGUGUUCAAGAUUAUAUUCAAACGGAGAUUUACAUUGAGAGUCUCAUUCCACUCAAUAUGAAAGAUGGUACUGAAGAAGCAGAAGAAGAGGAAGAAGAGGAAGAAGAGGAAGAAGAGGAAGAAGAAGAAGAAGAGGAAGAAGAGGAAGCAGAGGAAGAGAAAGAAGAGGAAGCAGAGGUUGUAGCUCAAAGUCAGCCGACCCAGUUAACCCCAUUAGACUACCACAAGCUAAAAGAGGGGGUAGAGGAUCUCAUCAUCUGUGAUGGUAGCUACGAUCCAGAUUUAGUCAUAGGGUCAUCACAAGAAUCCGAGUUGCAGGGAAUGCUUCAAGGGGUGCGCCGAGCUAAGCAAUAUGGAUGAAAACUUUGACAAUAUGGUCUGAUUGCAAGCAGCUGGUUACUUGGCUCUCAUAGGGAACAAAGGAAAAUUGGCCUUGGAAUAUCUUUAAUCUAUUUUGGGAAAGAGCAAUCUUCUUACCCAUGCUGAUAGAAAUAUCUUAGUAAAAUCUGUCCUUAGCUCAGUCCCAAUCUAUUUCAUGACCUGUUUUCUUUUUGCAAAACCAGUGUAUAAACAAUUGGAUUCAAUUAAUGCUAACUUUUUGGAAAGGCAAUCAGAAACC